Molecule: messenger RNA, 1301 nt
Organism: Salvia miltiorrhiza (redroot sage)
Lineage: Eukaryota; Viridiplantae; Streptophyta; Magnoliopsida; Lamiales; Lamiaceae
Product: ABC transporter I family member 20
Exons: 7
Coding region: 221-1177 (318 amino acids)
Molecular function (GO): ATP hydrolysis activity; ATP binding
Source: RefSeq, a predicted model, not a curated record
AAUUAAUUAAAUCUGAAAUCAAUUUAAUUUCAAUUUGUGAUAACGUGUAUAUCUGUGAAUCAUGAGAUCUGAAACAUGGUGCGGCGUUUAAUUCCAACUGCCCAUCUACACUAAUAAACUGGUAACAAGCGCUCCAAUUGAAGCCACGACAUCGAGCUUGCGUCUACCAAACUCCAUCGUCUACAAAAACAUCGUCACCUCACCGCGAAGCUAGACAGCUAUGGUGGUGGAGGUGGAAAAAUCUCACCCGACAGUGCAGGUCACCAAGCUCAAAUUCACCUAUCCGGGAAUCGACGGUCAUCCUCCGCCCGGCGCAAAGCCUCUCAUUGAUGAUUUCAAUCUCUCUCUCUUCGCCGGCGACCGCUGCCUUCUUGUCGGCUCCAAUGGCGCAGGGAAAACAACUAUCUUGAAAAUUAUUGGAGGGAAGCACAUGGUGGAGCAGGAAACUGUUAGGGUUUUGGGAAGAUCAGCGUUUCACGACACUGCAUUGACUGCGUCCGGCGAUCUUUCUUAUCUUGGCGGCGAGUGGAGAAGAGAAGUUGCUUUUGCUGGUUAUGAGGUUCCAAUUCAAAUGGAUGUGUCUGCUGAUAAAAUGAUUUUUGGGGUAGCAGGCGUCGAUCCCAAAAGACGAGAUGAACUAAUAAAGGUUUUAGGAAUUGACUUGUCCUGGAGAAUGCAUAAAGUAUCCGAUGGUCAAAGAAGGAGAGUUCAAAUAUGCAUGGGUCUUCUAAAGACAUUCAAGGUCCUCCUGCUCGAUGAGAUCACUGUUGACUUAGAUGUCUUAGCCCGGGCUGACCUCCUAAAGUUUCUGAAAAAGGAAUGUGAAGAACGCGGAGCAACAAUCAUUUACGCUACACAUAUCUUCGAUGGUCUUGAGGAUUGGCCAUCUCACAUUGUGUAUGUGGCUCACGGGAAGUUGCAACUCACGAUGCCAAUGAAUGAAAUCAAAGAGCUUAGCAAUCUGUCCUUGAUGAGAACUGUGGAGCGUUGGCUGAGGAAAGAGAGAGACGAGGAGCGACUGAGAAGAAAAGAGAGGAAGGCAAAGGGGCUGCCGGAACAUGAGAAAAGAGUAGACGGCAGCCGUGUGAUAAAUAAUGGGUGGGCUGCUGGGAGGCUAAACUCAACUGUUGCUGGAGAAGAGAAUUUUGUUUUGAGCUCAAAUAGGGUCCUCAGAUAAAAAGAAACAAAAAACUAUAUUUUCUCAGGGUUUGAGGUAUCAUUUUACCCCUCAUAAUAUUUUUUUCUAAGUGAGUUCAGCAUUAUACUAAAUACGUAUAUAGAAAUGUAUUUUACGUUUUUUU